Momordica charantia (bitter melon) is the source of this 1034-nucleotide messenger RNA. Its product is annotated as 26S proteasome non-ATPase regulatory subunit 14 homolog. Gene Ontology annotation, molecular function: protein binding; metallopeptidase activity. Lineage: Eukaryota; Viridiplantae; Streptophyta; Magnoliopsida; Cucurbitales; Cucurbitaceae. The record is from RefSeq and is a predicted model, not a curated record.
CAGAAAGAGAGAAGUCUUGCUGCGAAAGAAAGUUCAAGAUUUGCUUGUUCGGAAGCCGGAAGCAUCGUCGCUGUGAUAAAACUUUUGGAAUGGAGCGGCUACAGAGGAUGUUCGCCGGUGCCGGAAGUUCAUUGGGGCACCCACCUCCGGACUCGCCCACUCUGGAUUCGUCGGAGCAGGUCUACAUCUCCUCGCUCGCGCUUCUGAAGAUGCUCAAGCACGGAAGAGCUGGGGUUCCCAUGGAGGUGAUGGGUCUGAUGUUGGGAGAGUUUGUUGAUGAGUACACCGUCCGUGUGGUCGAUGUAUUUGCUAUGCCACAGAGUGGUACCGGUGUUAGCGUUGAAGCUGUUGAUCAUGUAUUUCAGACCAAUAUGCUUGACAUGCUUAAGCAAACUGGACGUCCCGAGAUGGUUGUAGGAUGGUAUCACUCUCAUCCUGGAUUUGGAUGUUGGCUCUCUGGUGUUGAUAUCAAUACUCAACAGAGUUUUGAAGCUCUUAAUCAGCGAGCUGUUGCUGUAGUUGUGGACCCAAUUCAAAGUGUCAAGGGGAAGGUGGUUAUCGAUGCCUUUCGUCUAAUUAAUCCCCAGACUAUGAUGCUUGGCCAAGAACCACGACAGACAACAUCAAACCUCGGCCAUCUUAAUAAACCAUCUAUUCAAGCAUUAAUCCAUGGAUUGAACCGCCAUUAUUACUCCAUAGCGAUUAACUAUAGGAAGAAUGAGCUUGAAGAGAAGAUGUUGCUUAACCUUCACAAGAAGAAAUGGACUGACGGCCUAACACUUCGACGAUUUGAUACACACUCAAAAACUAACGAGCAGACUGUCCAGGAAAUGCUGAACUUGGCUAUUAAGUACAACAAGGCAGUGCAGGAGGAAGAUGAGUUGCCACCAGAGAAACUUGCAAUUGCAAAUGUGGGAAGGCAAGAUGCUAAGAAGCACCUGGAAGAACACGUCUCCAAUUUGAUGUCGUCAAACAUUAUACAGACGCUAGGAACGAUGCUCGAUACGGUUGUGUUUUAGAUGAAGAAAGAUCAG